CCCAGCCCGGCCCAGCCUCGCUCUGAGCUCGGCAGCGGCCGCAGCGAUCCCAGCGCGGCCAUGAAGGGUCCCCUGCGCGAGGGGAUCUUCUCCCGCCACGUCAAACGGCACCCCGGGCUGGUUCCUCUCAUUGGCUUCAUCAGCGUGGGGCUGGGCAGUGCGGUGCUGUACCUGGUGAGGUUGGCAUUGUACAGCCCUGAUGUCAGCUGGGACAGGAAGAACAAUCCAGAACCCUGGAACAAGCUGAGCCCCACAGACCAGUACAAAUUUCUGGCAGUUUCCACCGACUACAAGAACCUCAAGAAGGAGCGGCCGAGCUUCUGAAUCAGCCCUGGGACCGGCUGGGCUGCAGGAGGAGCCCCCCAAAGACCCCCACAAAGAACCCCAAAGACCCCCCAAGCUCCCAAAGCCCCCUAGAGCCCCCCAAAGCUCCCUCAGCCCCCCCAAACCCCGUGGUCCUGUCCCCCACCCCCAAUAAAGCCCAGCCCUGGGGGUGCCCCCCUCACCCUCA
Messenger RNA from Zonotrichia leucophrys gambelii, 511 nucleotides. It is a transcript of the gene COXFA4L2, whose product is annotated as NDUFA4 mitochondrial complex associated like 2. Bases 61 to 324 code for a protein of 87 amino acids. The transcript has 4 exons. The record is from RefSeq and is a predicted model, not a curated record. NCBI's taxonomy places the organism in Eukaryota, Metazoa, Chordata, Aves, Passeriformes, Passerellidae.